Bubalus bubalis (water buffalo) is the source of this 4945-nucleotide messenger RNA. It is a transcript of the gene STIM1, whose product is annotated as stromal interaction molecule 1. Bases 1149 to 3542 code for a protein of 797 amino acids. Gene Ontology annotation, biological process: intracellular calcium ion homeostasis; activation of store-operated calcium channel activity; store-operated calcium entry. The transcript is spliced from 12 exons. The record is from RefSeq and is a predicted model, not a curated record. Gene Ontology annotation, molecular function: calcium channel regulator activity; calcium ion binding; protein binding. Gene Ontology annotation, cellular component: plasma membrane; endoplasmic reticulum. Lineage: Eukaryota; Metazoa; Chordata; Mammalia; Artiodactyla; Bovidae.
GAGAGGGGCGGAGCCUGGGAUGCCGGCCGGGAGUAGGGGGCUGGGAACGCGCCCCCUGCUGAACCGGGCCGGGUCGUUGUCGCCUCGGGCAGUACCCGGCGGCAGUCGUAGUGUCCAGGCCCUCUGCCCUGCCCGGCUCUAGAGCUGAGGCGAGUGGAUCGGCACCGAGGCCCGGAGAUCCGGGCUACUGUCAUCAUCGUCGCCGCCGCCGCAGGCCUGGGUUACCUGAGCGACUUGCGUGUCAGGGCCAGCCAGCCCGUCCGUUUGAGGGCGGUUAGCACGGGAGAGACUCUAGUGGGCGAAAGGGAGGCUUGGGACCCGACCCUUGGCUGGGGAGAGGGAUCCUAGCGGAGACUAGCGCUGGCCGGGAGAGCCCUCCGGGGUCUGUGGGCGCCGGACGGCUGCCUACAACAGGUUAUUCCGGGAUAAGCCCGGCGCUGGGGCGGGCCCGGGCUUCGCUGGGGGCCGGGCGGCGCUGGGCGGGCCUGCGGGAGAGCACGCCCCCGCCCGCCCCGGGCCCGCCCCGCGCCUCCCGCCGCACGCCCGCGAGCCUCUAUCCCGGGCCUGGCCCGUGCGCGUCCGCCUGCUGAACCUGGGCACCCCCGGCCGGGGCACGGGACUGGGCGGGAUCGCUGACCUCGGCCUUGGAGGCCUGGGAUCCCCGAGCCACCCGCGCGCGCGGGGGCCUCGAAGUCGCACGCCCUCCCCGAACCUGCGCUGCUCGCGGAUCCUCGGCGGGGCGAAGCCAGGUGCCCCCUUCUCCUCCUUUUUCUCCCUCCCCCACUCCUGUGCCCGCGGGAGGUCCCGCCCGCUCACCCACUCCCCAAGGGGUGUAGCCGGCUGCGGAGCGGACAGCGGCUCCGCGGCCACCUUGUCCAAACUCUCCGGAAGCGGCUCGAGCUGACAGGGCACUCAGGCCGUCGCAGCUCCAGCGGACCCACAGUUGGGCCGGAGACGCCGGCCUUCCUCCCGCUCCCAAACUUGGAGCACUUGACCUUUGGCUGUCGGAGGAGGCAGACGCGCGGGUGGCUGGACAGCUGCGGCACCUCGAGGGCAUCUUGCCUGGGGUUCCAGGACCAAGCUCCCGACUUUGCCUCUGAGAUCCUGAGGUGUCUCCAUCAGGCGCAUGUUGACUGAGACCUGGAGUCAUGGAUGUGUGCGCUCGUCUUGCCCUGUGGCUCCUUUGGGGGCUUCUCCUGCAUCACGGCCAGAGCCUCAGCCAAAGCCACAGCGAGAAGGCGACCGGCUCGGGGGCCAAUUCUGAGGAGUCCACUGCAGCAGAGUUUUGCCGGAUCGACAAACCCCUGUGCCACAGUGAGGAUGAGAAGCUCAGCUUUGAUGCAGUCCGCAGCAUCCACAAGCUGAUGGAUGAUGAUGCCAAUGGUGAUGUGGAUGUGGAAGAAAGUGAUGAGUUCCUGAGGGAAGACCUCAACUACCAUGACCCAACAGUGAAACACAGCACCUUCCAUGGUGAGGAUAAGCUCAUCAGCGUGGAGGACCUGUGGAAGGCAUGGAAGUCUUCAGAAGUAUACAACUGGACCGUGGAUGAGGUGGUGCAGUGGCUGAUCACGUAUGUGGAGCUGCCUCAGUAUGAGGAGACCUUCCGGAAGCUGCAGCUCAGUGGCCAUGCCAUGCCAAGGCUCGCUGUAACCAAUACCACCAUGACAGGGACUGUGUUGAAGAUGACAGACCGGAGCCAUCGGCAGAAGCUGCAGCUGAAGGCCCUGGACACGGUGCUCUUUGGGCCUCCUCUCUUGACCCGCCAUAACCACCUCAAGGACUUCAUGCUGGUGGUGUCUAUCGUUAUUGGUGUGGGUGGCUGCUGGUUUGCCUAUAUCCAGAACCGUUACUCCAAGGAGCACAUGAAGAAGAUGAUGAAGGACCUGGAGGGCUUACACCGAGCCGAGCAGAGUCUGCAUGACCUUCAGGAAAGGCUGCACAAAGCCCAGGAGGAGCACCGUACGGUGGAGGUGGAAAAGGUGCACCUGGAGAAGAAGCUGCGCGAUGAGAUCAACCUUGCCAAGCAGGAAGCCCAGAGGCUGAAGGAGCUGCGGGAGGGAACGGAGAAUGAGCGGAGCCGCCAGAAGUAUGCCGAGGAGGAGUUGGAGCAGGUACGGGAGGCCUUGAGGAAAGCAGAGAAGGAGCUGGAAUCGCAUAGCUCAUGGUAUGCUCCAGAGGCCCUUCAGAAGUGGCUGCAGCUGACCCAUGAGGUGGAGGUGCAGUACUAUAACAUCAAGAAGCAAAAUGCUGAGAAGCAGCUGCUGGUGGCCAAGGAGGGGGCUGAGAAGAUAAAAAAGAAGAGAAACACACUCUUUGGCACCUUCCACGUGGCCCACAGCUCUUCCCUGGAUGAUGUGGAUCACAAAAUCUUAACAGCUAAGCAAGCCCUGAGCGAGGUGACAGCAGCACUGAGGGAGCGCCUGCACCGCUGGCAACAGAUUGAGAUCCUCUGUGGCUUCCAGAUUGUCAAUAACCCCGGCAUCCAUUCCCUGGUGGCUGCCCUCAACAUAGACCCCAGCUGGAUGGGUAGCACGCGCCCCAACCCCGCCCACUUCAUCAUGACUGACGACGUGGAUGACAUGGAUGAGGAGAUUGUGUCGCCCUUGUCCAUGCAGUCUCCCAGCCUGCAGAGCAGUGUCCGGCAGCGCCUGACGGAGCCGCAGCAUGGCCUGGGGUCUCAGAGGUUGGUAGAGGGCGAGGCUGGCCACUUCUUGACAAGCCGGGUCUCUCUGCGGCGAAUGCGCAGCCUUUCAUCUGGACAGUCUUUCAGUUCUGAAGGCCUCGGGACCAGCGCUCCACCUGCCUCUGCUUCUUCUUCCUGCUCCUCUGCCGCCGCCGCCACCACCACCACCACCACCACCACCACCACAACCACCACCACCACCACCACCUCCAUCACCACCGUCCAUGUCCACCCUGUCUAUUACCACCACAGCACUUCCUAUUUCCUCCAGAUGGAGCCCUACCCUGACCCACCCCCUUCUGGCAGCACCGCUGUGAUGCCUUGGCACUCAGAGAGCUUGGGGGAUUUGACCCAUUCCGAUUCGGAGUCCUCCCUCCACAUGAGUGACCGCCAGCGUCUGGCCCCCAAGCCUCCUCAGAUGAUCCGUGCUGCAGAUGAGGCUCUCAGCGCCAUGACCUCCAAUGGCAGCCACCGGCUGAUUGAGGGGGCCCACCCCGGCUCUCUGGUGGAGAAACUGCCUGACAGCCCUGCCCUGGCCAAGAAAGCACUGCUGGCGCUGAACCACGGGCUGGACAAGGCCCACAGCCUGAUGGAGCUGAGUUCCCCGGCCCUACCUAGUGGCUCUCCACAUUUGGAUUCUUCCCGUUCUCACAGCCCAAGUCCCCCAGACCCAGACACACCAUCUCCAGCUGGGGACAGCCGAGCCCUCCAGGCUAGCCGAAAUACCCGUAUCCCCCACCUGGCUGGCAAGAAGGCUGCGGCUGAGGAGGAUAAUGGCUCCAUUGGCGAGGAGACAGACUCCAGCCCAGGCCGGAAGAAGUUUCCCCUCAAAAUCUUUAAGAAGCCUCUUAAGAAGUAGGCAGGAUGGGGGUGGCAGUGGUGGGACAACUUGUCCUUCCCUGGUCUUCUGCCUCCCCUCCCCUCCCUUCCAAGAUACCUGGCCCCCAGCACAGGGCCUGGGAGGGGCUGGCUUUGGGGCCUGGGCACUGUACAUACCUGCCUCCCACAUCCUUGGGUCCUUCAACAUUAUUUAUUAACUGACCACCAUGGCCUGCCUCCCUCCCAAACAUGGGCUGCUGCUGUCACCCCCUCUCCGCUUCAGUGCAUGUCUUGGUUGCUGUGCCCUCGGCUCCCAGCACCACCUCUGGGGUCCGGCUGCCGUGUCUCUGCUGUCCCAGUUUUGAGGUUUGGUUUCUUGUUACUCUGUCUCCUGCUUUCAGGCUUCUCCCUCCCACCACUCCCCAUCUUCCCCUAGCAGCUAGCGGGGGAGGAAAGGGGAGUAACUUCUGACACCUGUGCCUCAGAUCUCUAUCCCUGCACCCCCACCCCCACCCCGCCACUGACGAUGGUUCUCUUUGCCCCAGACUGGGGCCUAGGACCUAAUGUUUGAGGUUUGCUCUCUGGAAGUGUGGUGGGCCAGAGGUAACCUCGGCUUGGAGCUUACUAGGACUCCAGGGGUCCAUGGGGGAGUAAAACCAGUUCCCAGAGAACAAGUCACUAGAGUUUUGAAGAGAGGCUAGGCUCAGGGAUAGAUUGGAAGCAACUUCUAGUCUGAGGAUGAGUAGGAGCCAGAGAUGGGGGCUACAAGGCAGUCACUUUUUCUCUCUUCUCUCACCCACACCUGCUUCUCUCUUAUCCUCAUUGCCCCACACUGCAGGGGUAAGAAAUGCUGUAAGAAAUGCUGCCCAAAUGCUCCCCAAGCAUCAUUAUUCCUAAGGCUCAGGACAGUCGGCUCCCCAACCAUAGGAGCCUCAGCUAUGAUAGAGGGCUCUAAUGGGGUCCUGAAGCUGUUGGGCAGAGUGUUGUCACAUUUGAACCAAAAGACAUUUUAAAAUUGAAAUCUCCUGAACUUCCCAAGUGCCUGCACCACAUACUCCCCCUGUCAGACCUGUGUUCAUGUUACUGCAUAGCCUGGGCUAGAGGCUCAAGGACACAGCCAGUUUAGGGAUGGGGGUGGCUGAGGAAGCUGGUGGAGGUCAAGGUGGCUGUGUGACCACUUCCCCCUCACCCUUCCCACCCUCUAGACAACUCUCUCCCUUACCUGUUUUUGCUAUGGCUGUAAAGGUAUUUUCCCUCUGCCCCACUCCCUGCCAUCUUUACUCUGGGAUCCUAUUUUGGGCCUGGGGUGGGGGCACCUGGGGCUGGUCUUAGGAGGUUCUAGGCUGCAGACUGCCUUGUACCCCCUGGACAACCUCACAUGGGUUUUUCUGUGUUAUUUCAUAAGACUCUUUGAAGUCCAAUAAAGCAUGUAGGAGAUUUUAA